Dentiscutata heterogama is the source of this 131-nucleotide messenger RNA. Lineage: Eukaryota; Fungi; Glomeromycota; Glomeromycetes; Diversisporales; Gigasporaceae. The record is from the annotation of a GenBank genome assembly.
GUUUGAGUGUUUUGCUAGUACAAAAAGAUGAUCAAGAAAAUAAGUAUAUAGUUGCAUAUACCAGUUAUGGUUUAACUAAAGCUAAAAGGAAUUACACCACCACCAAGCAUAAGUACCUUGUCAACCUCUAG